AUGGUGGAUGGCUGUGCCCUGUCCCAGCGCCAGACCUACGCACAACUGCGUGAGAGUCUAGGACUGGGUCCACCUGGUACUGGCAAACCUCGUGUGAGAACGAAGAAGAAGAAGGAAGAAGAACGUAAGGCCAAGGAGAGGGCCGAGCGCGAAGCACGUGAACAAGAGGCCGUGCAGCAAAAAUUGGGGGUUAGAUAUCCCCUGAAGUGGCAACGAUUUUAUAUAGAGAUUGGGAAUACAUGGGAAUUAUGA
Molecule: messenger RNA, 252 nt
Organism: Cladocopium goreaui
Lineage: Eukaryota; Dinophyceae; Suessiales; Symbiodiniaceae
Source: the annotation of a GenBank genome assembly